Messenger RNA from Drosophila melanogaster (fruit fly), 4387 nucleotides. RefSeq names its product oxoglutarate dehydrogenase (gene Ogdh). Gene Ontology annotation, cellular component: mitochondrion. The record is from RefSeq and is marked reviewed. Gene Ontology annotation, molecular function: thiamine pyrophosphate binding; oxoglutarate dehydrogenase (succinyl-transferring) activity; oxidoreductase activity, acting on the aldehyde or oxo group of donors, disulfide as acceptor. The coding region runs from base 112 to 3144 and encodes 1010 amino acids. The transcript is spliced from 12 exons. Lineage: Eukaryota; Metazoa; Arthropoda; Insecta; Diptera; Drosophilidae.
CUUCAGUCGACGCGCAGCACUCAGCACGAACAAACGUUUGACGCGUAUCUGCGAGAUACGGAUACGAGUACGACGAGUACAUAUAUUCGUUCUAUUUUGUAAAGCUACAAAAUGCAUAGAGCCCACACAGCCUUCAGCCUGGCCUUGUCGCCGAUGGCGCACAAGAACUUCGCCACAUGGCUGCUCAAGAGCAGCAGCAGUCAGCAGAUGGCCAAGGUAACUGCAGCGGCCGCUGUGCGCACCUACAACUCCGCAGCUGCCGAACCUUUUGCCAACGGCAGCACCGCCUCCUACGUGGAGGAGAUGUACAACGCCUGGCUUCGGGAUCCCACUUCCGUGCACACCUCCUGGGACGCGUACUUCCGCAGCAACAGCUACGUUAGCCCGCCCAACUUGGCGCCCGUGCAGGCCAACACUCUGCCGCUGACCGCCUUCAACUUUGGAGGAGCCGUCGCCGGCGCUGCGCCCGACUCCAAGACCAUUGACGACCAUCUGGCCGUCCAGGCCAUCAUCAGGAGCUACCAGAUUCGAGGACAUAAUAUUGCUCACCUCGAUCCACUUGAAAUUAAUACACCAGAAUUGCCUGGCAACUCCUCGACGAAAUCCAUUUACGCUAAUUUCAGUUUUGAACCAAGCGAGCAGGACAUGGAUCGCCAGUUCAAGCUGCCCAGCACUACCUUCAUCGGAGGCGAUGAGGCUUCGUUGCCCCUAAAGGAAAUCCUGAACCGCCUGGAGAAUGUCUACUGUAAUAAGAUUGGCGUGGAGUUCAUGUUCAUCAACUCUCUGGAGCAAUGCAACUGGAUCCGCAAGCGUUUUGAGACCCCCGGCGUCCUUAACUUCUCGCCCGAGGAGAAGCGUCUGAUCCUGGCCCGUUUGACCCGUGCCACCGGCUUUGAGGCUUUCCUGGCCAAGAAGUACUCUUCUGAGAAACGUUUCGGUCUGGAGGGUUGCGAGAUCAUGAUCCCAGCCCUGAAGGAGAUCAUCGACGUAUCAACGGAGUUGGGAGUGGAGUCGGUCAUCAUGGGCAUGCCCCAUCGUGGACGUCUUAACACCUUGGCCAAUGUAUGCCGCAAGCCCUUGAACCAGAUCUUCACCCAGUUCGCUGGACUGGAGGCUGCUGAUGAUGGCUCUGGUGAUGUCAAGUACCAUCUCGGUACAUACAUCGAGCGAUUGAACCGCGUUACAAACAAGAACAUCCGCCUGGCUGUCGUGGCCAACCCGUCCCAUCUGGAGGCUGUGGAUCCCGUGGUGCAGGGCAAGACCCGUGCCGAGCAGUUCUACCGUGGCGACCAGGAGGGCAAGAAGGUUAUGUCCAUUUUGAUCCACGGUGAUGCCGCCUUCUGCGGACAGGGCGUCGUCUAUGAAACUAUGCAUCUUUCGGACCUGCCCGACUACACCACCCACGGAACUAUCCAUGUGGUGGCCAACAACCAGAUCGGUUUCACCACCGAUCCCCGUUUCUCGAGGUCCUCUCCCUACUGUACGGAUGUGGCUCGUGUCGUCAAUGCUCCUAUUUUCCACGUCAACGCUGACGAUCCAGAGGCCGUGAUGCAUGUGUGCAAGGUGGCUGCUGAGUGGCGUGCUACUUUCCACAAGGAUUGUGUUAUUGAUUUGGUCGGAUACCGCCGCAAUGGACACAACGAGAUCGACGAGCCCAUGUUCACGCAACCCUUGAUGUACCAGAAGAUCCGCAAGCACAAGAACUGUCUCGACCUGUAUGCCGACAAACUGAUCGCCGAGGGCACUGUCACCGCCGAGGAGGUUAAGUCGGUUGCCGCUAAAUACGAGAACAUUUGCGAGGAGGCAUUCGCUCUGGCCAAGACCGAGACCCACGUCAAGUACAAGGACUGGCUCGACUCGCCCUGGUCCGGCUUUUUCGAGGGCAAAGACCCAUUGAAGGUAGCGCCCACUGGAGUGAAGGAGGAGACCCUCAUCCACAUCGGCAACCGCUUCUCGUCGCCACCACCGAACGCUGCUGAAUUCGUGAUUCACAAGGGUCUAUUGCGAGUGUUGGCCGCUCGCAAGGCAAUGGUGGACGAAAAGGUCGCUGAUUGGGCUUUGGGAGAGGCCAUGGCCUUCGGCUCUCUGCUGAAGGAGGGAAUCCAUGUGCGCCUUUCGGGACAGGAUGUCGAGCGUGGUACCUUCUCGCAUCGCCACCAUGUGCUGCACCACCAGCUGGUCGACAAGGCCACUUACAACUCGCUGCAGCACAUGUACCCAGAUCAGGCGCCCUACUCCGUCUCCAACAGCUCGCUGUCGGAGUACGCAGUGCUUGGUUUCGAGCACGGUUACUCGAUGACCAAUCCCAAUGCCCUGGUGCUGUGGGAGGCUCAGUUCGGAGACUUCAGCAACACGGCCCAGUCGAUCAUCGAUCAGUUCAUCUCCAGCGGUCAGUCAAAGUGGGUGCGCCAAUCGGGUCUGGUAAUGCUCCUGCCCCACGGCAUGGAAGGCAUGGGCCCCGAGCACUCCUCGUGCCGCGUGGAGCGCUUCCUGCAAAUGAGCAGUGACGAUCCCGACUACUUCCCACCAGAGUCCGAUGAGUUCGGAGUGCGACAGCUGCACGACAUUAACUGGAUCGUGGCAAACUGCUCGACGCCCGCCAACUACUACCACAUCCUGCGCCGACAGAUCGCAUUGCCUUUCCGCAAGCCCCUGAUUCUGUGCACGCCCAAAUCGCUGCUGCGUCACCCCGAGGCUAAGAGUCCUUUCAGCGAGAUGAGCGAGGGCAGCGAGUUCCAGCGCAUCAUCCCCGACAACGGUCCCGCCGGCCAGAAUCCCAGCAAUGUGAAGAAGGUCGUCUUCUGCUCGGGCCGCGUCUACUACGAUUUGACCAAGACACGUAGGGAAAAGCAGCUGGAGGGCGAAAUCGCCAUUGUGCGCGUGGAGCAGAUCUCUCCCUUCCCCUUCGAUCUGGUCAAGGAGCAGGCCAACCUGUACAAGAAUGCCGAACUCGUGUGGGCCCAAGAGGAGCACAAGAACCAGGGCAGCUGGACCUAUGUGCAACCUCGUUUCCUCACCGCCUUGAACCACAGCCGCGACGUCAGCUACGUCGGACGCGCCUGCGGAGCCUCCACCGCCACCGGAUCCAAGGCCCAGCACAUCCGUGAGCUGAAUGCGCUGCUCAACGACGCGAUUUCGACCUAAGGAGAUGGGUCUUGAUGAAGAUGAGAUUGGGAUGAAGAUGGAGAUGGAGACGAUGAAUAUUAAUUACGAUUAUAUUUUGUAUUGAAACGUAUGCAGACUCUUUGAUACGAUUUUUUGCUGACGAAAUUGUUAAGAGCAUUGUGUGAAAGUAAUGAAAUGUUAAAUAUUAGUUUAGUGAAAUUACAAGAGCUAACGGCAACCAAGUAACAAAUAACACGAAAUGUUAAGUGUUUAGUAAAGAAUCAAACAAAACGAAAAAGAACUACAACCACUCACAGCAAGUCUUUAAUACAAACUAAAGAGCCAAGAUCUAGUAAAUAGCCAACUAACCUAUGCGCAUACAUUUGAAGUGAUGAGAACUCGCAUAGGAGGAGGAUAUCACUAUACUUUCGGAAUGAAUAAAACCCUUUAUAAUCUUAUUUCUUAUUCCUAUGUUUAAUAUUUAUUUUAUUGUAAUAUAUAUAACUAAACUAUCUCAAGCCACGCGAAGUUUUGACACCCUUUAUCGAUCGCAGGCCAAGAAAUCAUUAGUGUUUUUGUUUGCCUAAGUUACACAUUUUUGUUUAAAUAAAUGAACAAGUAUAAUACUUAACAAUGACAAACCAAACAGAGCUGUGCUUAAGUUCAUCACCGAUCGAGGAGCCACUAUCAGGGAUAUAGUUCGCGUUUUAUAUACUCCCCAGUAAAUUGGACUGGAAGCUUUGAUUACGAUUCUCAACAACAGCUUGUGUUUCAAACCAAGCAAAGCGUGUUUUAAUUUUUUUGGAUACCCUUUAUGGAGCGCAUCAAAAUGCAGCCAAAAUGCUUUAAUUGUUUUUGAUCCACGGACGGAGUCCAAUCAGGACCCUCUUAAAAAUAUUUACAAAACAAAAUAUAUAUACUUAAAAACUAAUAUUGCACUUGUCUCGCACCAAUAUAAGAUAUUGAACUGUAGAGUGAUAACGCUAAACUUUUCCAAGAAAAACAAAAUGAACAUAACUAUUUUAUAAAAAGAGAGAACUUAAGAGAGAGCAUGUGUGUGCGACAUUGUCGAAAAUUUAACUUCAUCUCUAAAUUUUAGUGUUACUACAACAAAAUAUAAAUCACAAAUUUGCACCAAGUAAGUAAGUAGAAUGUUAAAAUCAAAUAUUACACAAGGCAAAAUGAGUUGUCAACAGCCCUGAUAGGAAACGAUUUUUGCAAAUAAUAUGAAAUGUGGGGAUAACACGAUUAAAAAUGAAAUAUACAAUUUACUAUUUAAUGC